AUGCAAAUCACUAGCGAGUUUUUAUGGUCCAUCGAGAAAGGAAAAGGUCGGCUCUAUCCGGCGUAUAGCCUGAGCGGUUCGGAGGGCGAAGACUCGCCCAAACGAUACAAAUCCUCGCACAACACCUACCAGCAUCCGCUUUACCAGCAACCGUCCGGGCUGAGCGAUACUCCUACAUCUGAGAACGCUUCUGACGCCACGCUAACCGAUUCUGAACUGGCUCUGGCUAGGGAUUCUACUCUUCUUGUACAUAACGUUAAUUUUAAGGAGUGUUCGAUUUUACGAGCGACUCCCGCAGUCUGCGAGUUCCCGACCAUAUUUACGACCUUCUCGGGGAUAAACACACCCCAUUACCGGCACCGGAUUAUUUGCAGGUCUUCCGUGCCGUUUUUGCGCGCGGAGACUAGUUGA
This is a messenger RNA of Phyllotreta striolata, 411 nucleotides long. The record is from the annotation of a GenBank genome assembly. Lineage: Eukaryota; Metazoa; Arthropoda; Insecta; Coleoptera; Chrysomelidae.